Punica granatum (pomegranate) is the source of this 651-nucleotide messenger RNA. Lineage: Eukaryota; Viridiplantae; Streptophyta; Magnoliopsida; Myrtales; Lythraceae. The record is from RefSeq and is a predicted model, not a curated record.
AUGCUGAGCCGGAAACUGCCAUCAAGUCCCUGGCUCUGCCCCUACUUGGUCAUAUGGUCCUCUAGUCGAGGACUGCUUCACAAAAAACGACAUAGUGUUCUCGAUUCACCAGCAGCUCUCUCCGGGAAGCCUCUGGAGUGUGGCUUCUCCGGGUUGGGGUCUGUCCCCUAUGGCCAAUGCUGGCAGAACCUCCGCCGCUUUUCUGCCAUCGAGAUAUUCUCGGCUGCCCGAAUUGCUGCUUUGGCUAGCAUCCGGACAGAGGAGAUUCGGCUAAUAGUGAAAGAACUGAUGGAGGAGGGUGGCUCCAAGAAAGUGAACUUGGCUCGGAGACAAUCAAAGUUACGGACUAUCGGGUUCAUGGUCUCUCUAGUCGAUCCGGAAAAACUUGGAGAAGGUGAAUUGGAGAAUAUAAGAGGGAUUUUCAGUCCGACGCUUGAGGCAACUGUCUGCGACUACUUUCCAUGGCUAAGGUGGUUAAGUUUUCAUGGACUGGAAAAGAGGUUCUUGAGAAUUCACAAGAGAAGGGAUGAGUUCAUGCAGAGGAUGACAGAAAAUCACAGGAAGAAAUUCCCUUCCUCUCCUUCUAGACGUGACGAGGAUGAAUGCCAGAGUGAUAAGGGAGGAUUUGUCCAUAAAAUGGGUACAACUUAG